CGCACGGCCACCCCGCGCAUGCGGGCUGGGGCGGCGCCACCGGAGGGGCCGCGGGCGGCGGAGGCUGCGGCAGCCCGGGGUUGCCAUGGAGCGGGAGCGCCGGCUCCGCGCUCCCUGCGCCGGGAAGGCUCUGCGCAAGAAACGCCGCUCGUCCCCUCUACCGGAGGCGGCCGCUCUCCCGGGCAGCCGGGCCGGCGGCUCUCAGAUGUGCCGGCGGCGCCUGUUCGGGAGCGAGGGGCCUCGCGGGCCCGAGCCCGCCUGUAAGCGCCUGUCCCGGGCGGCGGCGGGGCUUGGGGUGCAGGAGGCGGGGCCCGCACCGGCGGGAAAAGGUCUGAAGAAAAAGUCCAGUGGGAAAAAAUUACCAAAGAUUAAAGAAAAUGUUGAAUAUACUGAAGAGAGCUCUUCAUGCAACCAAAGCAAUCAAGUGACUGGCAGGAAAACAACAGACUUUAAGAGGAAAGAAGAGGUGCCAGAAGAAAGCAGUGUACCACUGAAGGAUUCCAAAAUAAUCAAAUUUGGAAAUAAAGGAAGUUUGAAAAAUGCUGAAGUGACUUCAAGUACAGAAAUUACUCUUCCCACAGGUGUUUCCACCUUCCUCAUAGAGUGUUUAGAUGAAGAUUCAGCUGCAGAUUAUAGCUCUGCUAGCAACAGCCUGCAAACUUACUCAUCCCCUGAAACAUUCAGAGAUGAUGAUUUGGAAAGAUGCAAUUUUUACUCUAUGGACCUUGGCAAGUACAAGAACUCUACUCUCCUGGACUCCAGCAAAGCAAUGGCCAUUGAUAAGAUACCACAGAUGUCAAAUCUUUCAGCAAUAUUAGAACCUGUACCAGAGGAUUUUCCAAACCAACGCACAAAAAGAAAGAGACCGUCAAGUUGCUAUAAUAGUUCUUCAGCAUUAAGCGUUUCAGCUACACUGGCAGGAAAAAAACUCUGUAAAAUAACAGCUGCAAGAGAGAGAACUCCAGAUCUAAAAAGUGGUAUGCGCUGUUCUUCACCAUUAGGACCGGAAAGCAAGUAUGGUACUCGAACAGCUAAAGCCAAAAGACCGAAGAAAAAAGAAAGCAGUUUUAAUCCCUUUGUAGAAGGUUCAUCAUCAUUUAGGCAGCUUGAUGCCCCAGAAAACACGUCAGCCCGAUCAGAGGGGCUGACAGCAGAAGUUCUGCCAAGCAAACCCACAGAUGCUGUGGUGCAAAUGACUUCCACCAUGCUAAUCAUGGAGGAAAAUAAAGUCCUAAAAAAUCCUGGUAAUGCUCAGCCUCUCGAGCUAGAUCUUAGCCUGUCGCCGGUGUGUAAAGCCUCACCCGGGGAAGACCUGUUCCUGAAUACCACAGGUCCUUUUGUUAACUCAGAAGAAAUUGUUCCUGCAUCUCUGAGCUCAGAAAAAGAAAUGACUCCUCAAAGUCCAGAAGAAAAGAAUAUUUUAAAGCCUCAGUGUGACAGAAGGGAGAUGGAGAUCUGCUCCAUUGUGAGAAUGUCACCAGAGCCGAGGCCUUCCCGGCUGCACCAAGUCCCAGUUAACUCCAAAAAGUGCUACCUUCCCAAAGGACUGCCUGAAGAUUCUAUAACGAGUACCAAGAAUUGGAUCUGCUAUAAACGGAGAUGAGAUUUUUGGCUCUCAACAGGAGUUAACAGAAGAAAUUACUGUCUUGCUGCUGUGACAGGGUGGUAAAACAGAACUCCUAACUAGCAAAUAAUGGUUGUAUGUUGUUUGACAUUGUAUUGUAUUUUGUACAACAUUGUAUGUUGUUUGACAUUUAGUAUUACGUGUUUCAGUAAGCUGGUAAAUACUCAGAUACUUUAUAUUAAAUGAUUUUGUAC
Zonotrichia leucophrys gambelii is the source of this 1818-nucleotide messenger RNA. RefSeq names its product meiotic kinetochore factor (gene MEIKIN). Gene Ontology annotation, biological process: meiosis I sister chromatid cohesion; homologous chromosome segregation; female meiosis chromosome segregation. Bases 86 to 1603 code for a protein of 505 amino acids. NCBI's taxonomy places the organism in Eukaryota, Metazoa, Chordata, Aves, Passeriformes, Passerellidae. Gene Ontology annotation, cellular component: kinetochore. The transcript is spliced from 14 exons. The record is from RefSeq and is a predicted model, not a curated record.